Molecule: messenger RNA, 2882 nt
Organism: Catharus ustulatus (Swainson's thrush)
Lineage: Eukaryota; Metazoa; Chordata; Aves; Passeriformes; Turdidae
Product: zinc finger protein 345-like
Exons: 2
Coding region: 87-1883 (598 amino acids)
Source: RefSeq, a predicted model, not a curated record
AGGGCGAUGGGGGAGGGGCGGAUCCCGACCUCCGCCGCCAGCUGGGGCUGAUCCUGCAGACGGCCGGGAGGAGCCAGGUGGAAAAAAUGCUCCGGGAAUUGGUCAGGGAGCAGGGCCAGGCCGGAAAACGCCGGAACCGCAGGAGAACGGCCAAAGAUGGCGGCGUCGGCGCCGGGAGCGGCCCCGAGGACGACCCAACCCCUCCCAACACCCAAGAACCGCCCCCGGCUCAACCCCAAACCGCUCCCGACCCUCCGGCGACCGCCAAGAACCGAAAAACCACCGGGAACUGCUCGGAGUGCGGCAAAAACCCGACCAAACCCCGGCGCUGCGCCGAGUGCGGCCGGCGCUGCCGGCAACCGGAACGCACCGCGGCGGAGAAACCGCACCGCUGCGGCGACUGCGGCAAAGGCUUCAGCCGCGGCUCCAACCUGGCGCAGCACCGGCGCAUCCACACCGGGGAGAGGCCGCACCGCUGCGGCGAUUGUGGCAAAGGCUUCAUCCAACGCUCCGACCUGGAGCGGCACCGGCGCGUCCACACCGGCGAGCGGCCGUACCCGUGCGGCGACUGCGGCAAACGCUUCAGCGUCAGCUCCCACCUGGACCGGCACCGCCGCACCCACGCCGGCGGGCCGGGACCGCCGGAACAACCGCGCGGCAAAGCCAAGGCGGCGCCGGCGGCGGCGGAGGCGGCGCCGCAUCGGUGCGGGGAUUGCGGGAAGAGCUUCGGGCAGCGCUCGGCGCUGGCAAAACACCGCAAGACUCACAGCGGGGAGCGGCCGCACCGCUGCGGCGACUGCGGCAAGAGCUUCAGCCGCGGCUCCAACCUCACCCAGCACCGGCGCAUCCACACCGGCGAGCGGCCGUUCGCCUGCGGCGACUGCGGCAAAGGGUUCAUCCAACGCUCCGACCUGGAGCGGCACCAGCGCGUCCACACCGGCGAGCGGCCGUACUCCUGCGCCGAGUGCGGCAAGAGUUUCAGCGUCAGCUCCCACCUGGACCGGCACCGGAAAAUCCACGCGGCCGAACGCGCGUCCUACCGGUGCCCGGAGCACCUGGCCGGGUUUUUGGCGGCGCACCGGCACGGGAGGUUGUUCCAGUGCGGGCAGUGCGGGCGGUGUUUCGGUCAAGGCGCGGCGUUGCUGAAGCACCAACGCGCUCACGGCGGCGCGGCCACGGCGGCGGCGGCGGCGGCGGCGUCGCCGAAAUGCCUGGAUUGCGGGAAGAGCCGGGGGUUGUGCCAGGAUUGCGGGCGGGAGGCGGAGGCGGCGCCGGAGAAGCCGUACAAGUGCCAGGAGUGCGGGAAAAGCUUCGGGCAGCGCUCGGCGCUGGUCAAACACCGGCGCAUCCACACCGGCGAGAAACCCUACAAGUGCCCCGAGUGCUCCAAAGGCUUCAUCCAAAAAUCCGACCUCACCAUCCACCGCCGGAUGCACACCGGCGAGAAACCCUACGCCUGCCGCGAGUGCGGCAAGUGCUUCAGCGUCUCCUCCAACCUCUUGACGCACCAGCGGACGCACCUCGGCGAGAAACCCUUCCAGUGCGCCGAGUGCGGCAAGAGCUUCAUCCAGCGCUCCGAGCUCACCAUCCACCGGCGCGUGCACACCGGCGAGAAGCCCUACAAGUGCCAGGAGUGCGGGAAAUGCUUCAGCCGCAGCUCCCACCUCAACCGGCACCGGCGCACCCACGCCGGCGACAAGGCCGCUCGCGGCGCCGGUCAGGCCUCGGCGGCGGCGGCGUCCUCGGCGUUGGCGCCCGGAGGUUUGGCCUUCCCGGCGUUCCCGGGGUCGUCGGCGGUGCCGGCGGCGUUGGAGCUGCCCUGGGCGUUGGCGUUGCCGGGUCGGGCGUUCCCGGGUUUUCCGGCGGGGUCGGUGGGUAAUUAGUGAGGGGUGUUGAUUGGUUAGGGUUGGGUUUGUUUGGUGAUGGAGUGGGGAGGUGAGGGAUUCCCAGCAUUCCGUGGUUCCGGUGAGUUCCCGGCGUUCCCAGUGCUCCCAGUGCCCAACUGGGAUUGGCCAACCCAAAACCCAACAUUUGGUUGGUCCUGUUCCAUUUUUGCAGCUAAUUAACAAUCUCUAAUUAAUUAGGGAUGGAUUUGUUCAUUAAUUAAGUUGGGAGAUUAGGGAUUCCCAGCAUUCCAUGGUUCCAGUGAGUUCCCGGUGUUCCCAGUGCCCAUCUGGGAUUGGCCAACCCAAAACUCAAUGUUGAGUUUGGUCUCCAUUUCUUCCCAUUCAAAUUUGGUGGCUAAUUAACAAUCUCUAAUUAAUUAGGGAUGGAUUCAUUCAUUAAUGAAGUUGGGAGAUGAGGGAUUCCCAGCAUUCCAUGGUUUCGGCAAGUUCCCAGUGCUCCCAGUGCUCCCAGUGCCCAACUGGGAUUGGUCAACCCCAAGACCCAACGUUUGGUUGGUCUCCAUUUUUCUCAUUCAAAUUUAUUGCCCAAUUAAUGAUCUCUAAUUAAUUAGGGAUGGAUUCAUUCAUUAAUUAAUUGGGGAGAUGAGGAAUUCCCAGCAUUCCGUGGUUCCGGUGAGUUCCCGGCGUUCCCAGUGCUCCCAGUGCCCAACUGGGAUUGGCCAACCCCAAGACCCAACGUUGAGUUUGGUUUCCAUUUGUUCCCAUUCAAAUUUGGGGGCUAAUUAACGAUCUCUAAUUAAUUAGGGAUGAAUUUGUUCAUUAAUUAAGUGGGGAGAUGAGGACUUCCCAGCAUUCCGUGGUUCUGGUGAGUUCCCAGUGCUCCCAGUGCUCCCAGUGCCCAACUGGGAUUGGCCAAACCCAACACUGGGGGCUCUUCCCAACGCGUGGAUUCCGAAAUUUCGGGAGAAAAUCGCAAAUAUUUGGGAAAAACCACAAAAUUUUGGGAUAAAAGCCCAAAAAUUUGGGAAAAAACUC